UAAUGGUGCCGCGGUUGUAAAUAAAACAAUGAAUUUUAUUUAUCAAAAUUAUCCAACGGUGAAUUUUGUCUUUAUUCAAUUCAGGAAAAAAAGAAAAAAGACAGAAAAUAAAGUAGGGUAAGUGAAAGGAUAAAAAAGAUAUAAACAUUUAAUUGAGGCUUUAGAAUGACAAACCUACCUCAAUCUUUCUCCGUUGGUGUUGGCCGCUUCGGAGGAGGAGGUGGUAUGUCGUCAUCGUCUUCCAACUCCGGAGCACCCCCCAAUAAGGAUUGCAAAAUGCAAUCCGUUGAACAACUUGUGCUUGUUCUCUGCGACCCUAAUCUUCGUGAAAACGCUCUUCUAGAGCUUUUCAAGAAGGAGUUGUUCCCGGAUUUGGGCCGCUUGUUGUGGCACUCAUUUGGUACUAUCGCUGCACUCCUACAGGAAAUAGUUUCUAUCUACCCUGGUUUGUCGUCGCCAUGCCUGGCUCCUGCACAAUCCAAUAGAGUUUGUAAUGCAAUAGCACUUCUACAGUCUGUAGCCUCUCAUCCUGACACCAGAAAGUCGUUCCUCAAUGCAAAAAUUCCUUUGUAUUUGUACCCCUUUCUUAACACAACAAGCAAGUCGACACCCUUUGAAUAUUUGAGGCUUGCAAGCUUAGGUGUCAUAUGUGCCCUUGUGAAGGUAGAUGACACUGAAGUUAUCAGUUUCCUUAUUUCAACAGAUAUAAUUCCGAAGUGCUUGUGCGCGAUGGAGAUGGGAUGUGAACUAUCAAAAACAGUUGCGACUUUCAUUGUGCAAAAAAUCCUUCUAGAUGAUGUGGGUCUGAAUUACGUAUGUGCCAUAUCUAAAACUUUUUUCGAAGUAAUCCAAGUUUUAGGGAAUAUGGUGGGUGCACUUGCUGAACAACCUUCAUCAAGAUUGUUGAAACACAUAAUCCGGUGCUAUCUUCGUUUGUCAGAUAAUCCAAGGGCUUGUCAGGCACUGAAAUUUUUUCUUCCCAAUAUGCUUAGAGAUAACACCUUCAGCAGUUGUCUUCGUGAGAAUUCAAUGGCGAGGAGUUGGCUGCUACAAUUGCUCCUUAACGUUAAUGGGAGUCGGGUUGCUCCACAGGCUGGAGGAUUUGAUCAUAUGCUGUGAUCUGAAUUCAUACAUAUGGAUCUUUUGUUGAUGUAUUUAAUGAUCAUACUUAAGAAUGCAUAUCUGCACUCAUAUUUAUUUAUGUAGUGCAUUUUAUAUAAGUGGAUAAUUAUUGGGAGAUUAAGAAUAUUAUUGGACCUUUAGUAAGCCUUUUCUCUUU
Messenger RNA from Solanum stenotomum, 1279 nucleotides. RefSeq lists its product as uncharacterized. Gene Ontology annotation, biological process: mRNA catabolic process; negative regulation of translation. The record is from RefSeq and is a predicted model, not a curated record. The transcript has 9 exons. Gene Ontology annotation, cellular component: CCR4-NOT core complex; CCR4-NOT complex; P-body. NCBI's taxonomy places the organism in Eukaryota, Viridiplantae, Streptophyta, Magnoliopsida, Solanales, Solanaceae. The coding region runs from base 166 to 1119 and encodes 317 amino acids.